GUGGCGCUAAGGUGCAGUUGCACUUCUACAGGUGUCAUAAUCUAUGGUACAUUCCAUUCUUGAAAGAAGCUGUGAUAGCAGAUAGGCGGAAUGGUUUCUUAUACAGAGGACCAGCUGGCCGAAUUUCAAGAGGCAUUCCAGCUGUUUGACUCCCGUGGUGAUGGGAAAAUCCACGUGACUCAGAUAGGUGAUGUUCUGCGUGCUUUGGGACAGAAUCCAACAGAAUCAGACGUCAAGAAAUUCACCCAGCAACAUAAGCCAGAUGAAAGAAUAAGUUUUGAGGUGUUUCUGCCAAUUUACCAAGCUAUUUCAAAGAACCGCACUUCAGACACUGCAGAUGAUUUCAUCGAAGGGUUGAGGCAUUUGAUAAAAUGGAAUGGAUAUAUUUCGUCAGCUGAAUUACGUCAUUUAUUGUCAACUUUAGGCGAAAAACUGACAGAUGAAGAAGUUGAGCAACUACUUGCUGGUCAGGAAGAUUCUCGAAAUAUUAAUUAUGAAGAAUUUGUUCGUAUGGUUAUGUGCGGUUGAGAUAUAACACCAGUUGCUUAUUCAGUUAACUACUUCAAGUGUGAAUCAUAACAAUAACCUUAAUAAUAAUUAUAACAUCAAUAGUAUUAAUACCUUGAGUAAUAAGUUAUGGAGCAUCAGCUGAGGUGCAUAUUCCACACUAAACUCUUGGAUCUUACUGCCAUCCCGCUAUAAGUCAUUCCACUUACCCUUGCAACCAUCAUGAAGUGCUAACAGUGUUUUAGUAAUCAGUAUUUCUCACCUUGCAUGCCUUGUAAGCCAAGGAAAAUCAUAUCUGUUGUUGCAAGUGGUUAUAUUAGACACACAUUGAGUUGUGUAAAGAGGCUGUAUACAUGGGCAGAUAAAAACUAUUGCCAAAAGUAGUAUUAAAUGUUAAUGUAAAAGAUAGCUUAUCAGGAUUCGUGGAAAAAAUUUCGAAAAAUAUUUUGAAGUAGUUAUGAAAUUUGAAUGGGUGGGUCACUGGUGAAAUAAGAUCGACUGCUUUAUUUAGUUCAACUGAUGCAAAUAAGUAACAUAAGAAAAUCUGCAAAUAUCAAACAGGUAAACUGAUACUAUGUCGUGUGGAACGCAUAGUAUAUAAAAGACGUAUUUCAAGGUGUUGAUUGAUUUCCACCAAAGUCAGUAUGUUGAAAACAAACAAUUUGAGCUAACUUGUUGCUGCCACAGGUUAAGUUCAAAUUAUAAAAAUGGCAGUGAUACAUAAUUUGAAUCAUGUUAUCUGUUGUAACUUAUUUGCAUUUAAAUACUACUAUGGACGUACUUUUGUAUUCUUUUUUUCAGUGUAAUUUUACAUAACUUUAUUUACUUUGUUUAUAUAUAGUCCCUUCUUUUAAUGUCAUAUGUAAUUAUGUAUACUUGAGAAUAUAUUGCAAUUUUUGUGAACAAUAUAAUAAUUUGUUAAUAAGAAGUAACAGUCCUUGAUGUUCCUGUUACUUGUGAAAUGAACUGUUUCUAACUAUUGAUUAUACUGAAUUUGUAUAAAUUUGGUGGGUAUUUACAACCUGCCCUUUGUCUCCUGCCCUUUCACCCCCCCCCCCCCCCCCCCCCCCCCCAACUUUAUUUCGUUCUUUUAUGAAGAUUGCCAUGAGAAAUAUGGUGUUGGUAUUUUAUGAAUGUUGUUGUUGCAAGGAUUUUUAGCGUUCUAUGAAUUUGGAAACUAUAUUUUAGAUGUUAUAUAUUUAUCUGGUCCCUUUGCUGUGCUUGGCUUCAGUUUGUACUUAAUAUAUUGUUUCAAUCAUAUAUAAAAAUUUCAUUGCAGAAGUGCAAUAAAAUAUAUUGUAUCAGAAUUAUAAUAAAAUCAUGUCUAAUGCUUU
Messenger RNA from Schistocerca gregaria, 1841 nucleotides. Its product is annotated as myosin-2 essential light chain-like. Gene Ontology annotation, molecular function: calcium ion binding; myosin heavy chain binding. Lineage: Eukaryota; Metazoa; Arthropoda; Insecta; Orthoptera; Acrididae. Gene Ontology annotation, cellular component: myosin II complex. The record is from RefSeq and is a predicted model, not a curated record.